Messenger RNA from Verruconis gallopava, 1822 nucleotides. RefSeq lists its product as uncharacterized. Gene Ontology annotation, molecular function: ditrans,polycis-polyprenyl diphosphate synthase [(2E,6E)-farnesyl diphosphate specific] activity. Bases 327 to 1436 code for a protein of 369 amino acids. Gene Ontology annotation, cellular component: endoplasmic reticulum membrane; dehydrodolichyl diphosphate synthase complex. The transcript has a single exon. The record is from RefSeq and is a predicted model, not a curated record. Lineage: Eukaryota; Fungi; Ascomycota; Dothideomycetes; Venturiales; Sympoventuriaceae.
CCAACUGCGGCUGCCCAGAUUACGAAAGCAGCUUGCGCCUCUUCAUCACUUCACCUUGGGACCAGGGUCAUCGAGGUUGACACGACACAUUUCUACUCGCUUGGCUAUUACAGGACGCUGUCUCUCUUCCUGACGCUCGCUUCUUGUCGCUCUUUUUUCCUUUCUUCCUCCCCGUCUACCAACCCUCACCAGCUCAUCACCAGCUCAUCGCCAGCCAGUCGAUCCCGUUCUUUCUGCCAAACAAUCUGCACGAACGCCACACAAACUGUCGUUCCCGGAUCUCACCGCCCGCCCUCAACAAGAACUAGUUCCGGGACAGUGUAAGGAUGGGCCUCACCGAGGAAGAAUCCAUUGCUUUCCACCGCAACACGACAACAAGCGGGAGGGAGUUGACUGCCGAAGAGCGUGAGAGACUGCUCAAGCGCCUUCUGCCCACACCACGAACACAGGACAUGGCGGUUUCACAGACGUCAACGGGGACGUACAGCAAGUCCAGCAACGUUAUCCGAAAGACAUCCAGCUCAACCACGACUGUGACGCCGACGACUCGCCAAAAAGCCGUGGCCGCCCACCGUAACAAGCCGAUCCGCAACCUGAUCAAGACGCAAUUCCACAUCUUCGUCUACACCGUCAUUCAGUUCAUCUUCGGCCUGUACAUCCGCACUCGCAUCGCAUACCACGCCGUAUCUGAACGCAUACUAGCCGUGCUAUACUACCACCAUCGCACGCCCGAGCUGAUCCGCAAGGACGUACGGCACCUCUCCAAGCUUCCCCAGCACCUGUCCGUCAUCCUCACGCUUUCACCCGAGGACGCAAACUCCACCGGUCUCGAGAAGCUGGUCAAUGAUGUCGCCGAGAUAGCGGCUUGGUGUGCGAGCGCCGGCAUACCCGCGCUAAGCGUGUACGAGAGGACGGGCAUACUGAAGAGAUACAUUCCGCACACGCACCACUCCAUCGCCCGCACGCUGCAGGCUUACUUCGGCAACACGCCGUACUCCAACUGCCCGACCGUCUCCGUCCGCGCGCCCAACAUGUCGACCUACAGCCCUCCAAACACGCCGCCCGAGUUCGCGUCCGAAUUGGACGCGGACUCCCACCCGCAGCACCUCAGCGUCCUGCUGCUCUCCGCCGAGGACGGCCGGUCCACACUGGUCGACCUCACGAAAACACUCGCCGAGAUGGCGCAGAAGUCCAAGCUCUCGCCCGCGGACAUUUCCACGGAGCUGAUCGACGCCGAGAUCAGCGAGUCGGUGAUGGGCGAGCCGGACCUGCUUAUCGUGUUCGGGCCUAAGAUCGUCUUGGAGGGAUAUCCGCCGUGGCAGGUGCGGUUGACGGAGAUCUUCUGCGUGAAGGACAACACGGAGGGCGUCGGCUAUCAGGUGUUUUUGAGAGCCCUGUGCAACUUCGCAAAGGCCCAGAUGAGGUUUGGACGGUAGAAACGCCGAUUCACUUUACAAGGGUGUGCUCGUUGAGGAAUCCGUGGGCAUGUAGGUUCAACUGUACUAGUACCACGACCGGCGAAACCGCUUUUCCGUACGCGUCCUUUCUUUGCUGAGCAAGGGGAACAAUGGGUCGGGGGUUGGAAUACCACGGGCUUGUAAUUUGGCGGGAAAAAAAAUCUACGACGAAAGGGCAACAGUAGUUUCUGCGGACAAGAAGAAACAAAUAUUAGAUCACGUUUUCGAAGACCGACAGGUACACGCUUUGUAGAGAAUUCGGCGUUGGAAAGCCGGCUCUAAGUAAAAUGUGAACACACACGCAUCUGCGCGCGCGAAGCGUCUUGUAUAGGCAUCCCAGGAUUCAAGUCCUUUCAAUGACGGCC